Molecule: messenger RNA, 1281 nt
Organism: Coprinopsis cinerea okayama7#130
Lineage: Eukaryota; Fungi; Basidiomycota; Agaricomycetes; Agaricales; Psathyrellaceae
Product: aminotransferase
Exons: 4
Coding region: 1-1281 (426 amino acids)
Biological process (GO): biosynthetic process
Molecular function (GO): pyridoxal phosphate binding
Source: RefSeq, a predicted model, not a curated record
AUGUCCACAGGGCUGGGUUUCCGACUGUCAAGGGGUGUGCGGACGACGAUCUCACCACCGAUCCCCCGCGCCUAUGAAUGGGCCGCCCAAUACAAACCCACACCCAACCGUCCCCUCCUCGAUAUGUCCCAAGGCGUACCAGGCAUCCCACCACCGCAAUUCCUCCGAGACGCAAUCGCCGAAGCCUCUCGAUACCCCAACAGUUUCGGCUAUACCCGGUGGGACGGAGAACCAACCCUACGCGCCGCAUUGGCGGACGAAAUGAAGCUUUCGUAUGGAAGAGACGCGGAUAUCACGGUUGACGAUGUCGCGCUGACAGCGGGGUGUAACUUAGCCUUUGUUGCGGUUGCGAUGACGUUGGCGGAUGCCGGUGACGAGGUUAUCUUACCUGUUCCCUGGAUGGAUUUGAACCUUCUUGGAAUCAAGACGGUCGGAUUGCACACGGCACCUGAAGACGGAUUCUUGCCUUCAGUCGAGAAAUGCGAGGCGCUCAUUACACCACGGACUAAAGCUAUAGCUCUCGUAACUCCAAACAACCCCACAGGCGCAAUCUACCCACCGUCCCUCCUCUCCGCAUUCGCAAACCUCGCGGCAAGCAAAGGCAUCGCACUCAUCCUCGACGAGACCUACCGCGACUUUGUCCCAUCCACCGACCGACCUCCCCACACCCUCUUCUCCAACACCUCCCUACCCUGGCGUAACACCCUAAUCCAAGUCUACUCCUUCUCCAAAUCCUACUGCUUACCAGGCCACCGCCUCGGAGCCGUCAUCGCCUCCCCGCACCUCCUCGCCUCCCUCAAAACCGUCCUAGACUGCCUCCAAAUUUGCCCUCCGCGUCCCGUGCAAAUUGCGCUGGGCAGCCUCCUACCCUCGGACGAGCUGCGCGAGUUUGUGAAAGGGAAUGCGGAGGGAGUUCAAGCGCGGCAUAGGGUUUUUAGGGAGCAGUUGCCUGGGGAUUGGGAGGUUGGAGCGCAGGGUGGGUAUUUUGCGUUUGUGAAGCAUCCGUUUGGGGGUGUGAGGAGUGAGGAGGUGUGUCAGGCUUUGGCGAGGGAGGUGGGGGUUGUUACGCUUCCUGCUAGUUUCUUUACGAGGGAAACGGAUGAGAACGAUGGGCUGGCGGAGCUAGGAUUGGGAGAGGAGGAAAAGAGUGGUGAAGGAACGUCUGAUGCUAGCGAGUUGGAUGAGCGGUGGAUUAGGUUCUCGGUGGCGAAUGUUGAUGAUGAGAAGGUGAAGAGGGUUUGUGAGCGUUUGGCGAGUUUUGUGCCGAGGGGUGUAGAGUAA